CGAUAAAAAGAAUGGGGGCGCUCUUCGCACUAUGCGGGACAUUCAAAAUGGCUGCGCCCAUGGCAAAAAUAUUUCCGUCUGUUCAAUUCCCUUUACCAACAAAUGGCUCAGACGAAAAAGAUUCAGAGUAUGAAUUUCGAAAUGCUGUAUUUAUGAUUCAGUCGCCAUUGAAGUCACGUAGGUGCUUACUGACGGGUAAGCAUGGGAGUGGAAAGACCUCCUUACUCUUCCAGUGUGCCGUGAGCUGUGCGUUGGAUGGGCAGAAAGUGGUCUUCAUUUCGCAUCGGAGGUUCCAGUCCAUGCCACUGUCUGUGCAUGGGGCUCCCUCGCCUGACCCACUCUUGAUGAAACACAUUCACAUACUGUAUUACCAGGAUCGGCCAUCUUUGCUGCAGUAUCUUGCCGGUAUCCACUCCGUUCCAUCCCCUCCUGAUGUCAUUCUAGUGGAUGACAUUGACUUCUAUGCAACUCAUCCAAAGACACAGGAUACUGGCUCGACCACUGCCCUGCUGUGUGCUUACUUGAUAGACGCUGGUGCCUUCAUUGAUACACACAGAGCCAAUAAUCAAACACGGGGUAGGGAGAACGACCAGCGAUGUCAAUUAAUCGCAUCCGUUACCACGCCGAGCAGUGGAGAGGUGGCCCUGGAACAUGUAUACCAGAGUUUUCUCCCGACAUUUCUAAGGAUUUCAGGUGUGCAAGGCACGAAUGAGGUCUACCAACUCUCCCUCCACCCAAAUGGUACAUCCCAGGCAACCUGCAUCAUCACAUACGAGAUCAGGGACAGCAUCAGGCUGUUGGAUUACCAUGUAGGGGACGCUGCACUCGGCUUGUCGCAGGACUUCACUCAGGAAUAGAAAGACAAGGGUUUGUUAUUAAAGUAAAUAGUAGUGCAAUAAAAUUGUUUCUAUUUCUCUUGCUAUUUGGAUUUGAAGUUUUGACUUUUGUACAGCGAAAGCUGGAGCUAGAUAUUUAUACUGCACUCCUUAAUGGGCAUGCGAUAUCUAGAUUUAUUGAUGAAAAUUUAAUGCAUAUUUAAGCCUGUUGGCCGACAUAUUCAGUUUUUGAUUACUGCUACCGGUAUUUCAACAGGAUGUGGUGGUACAGGUUUAUAUGCUAAUGAAAAGUUUAACAUUCGUGAGCAAAAUACUAAUGUUAGGCCCCCCCC
Messenger RNA from Patiria miniata (bat star), 1168 nucleotides. RefSeq lists its product as uncharacterized. The coding region runs from base 12 to 857 and encodes 281 amino acids. Gene Ontology annotation, cellular component: Shu complex. Gene Ontology annotation, molecular function: ATP hydrolysis activity; ATP binding; single-stranded DNA binding. Gene Ontology annotation, biological process: double-strand break repair via homologous recombination. NCBI's taxonomy places the organism in Eukaryota, Metazoa, Echinodermata, Asteroidea, Valvatida, Asterinidae. The record is from RefSeq and is a predicted model, not a curated record. The transcript is spliced from 6 exons.